UUUCGAUUUUAGUUGGUAUCGUUAUAGUUUUUCACUAUUUAUAGACUAUAACCCUAUCGGUUUGAAUGUAAAAGAACAAAAUACUUUCCCAACGUUUAGAUCAUAUUAGUUUAAUCCGAUUAUAAUAGUCUAAGAAAAGUUUUCUACUUGUCAUUUUAAACCAUGUAUUUUAUAGACGGUUUACUUAGAUCAUACAAGUUAAUUUAGCUAUUUCCGAUUUAGUGUCCUAGAUGGAAGUGUGAGUUUGAAUAAAAAUGACACCGAUUUAUUAUACCACUGCUUAUAAAGGUUAUGUAUGUAAAGUGUUUGUGUUAUUUGUGAUAUUUUUACCAAAUACCGAUUAUAGUGCUAAUUUUGUGAAGUUUUGUGAAUAAAUAUAUUUUACCAUAUGAAUUCGUUAAUUUGAUGAAUUUAUUCCUAAAUUAUUAUUAGGAAGAUUUGAAACUAGUGACAAGAUAGCCGCUGGAUAUAAACAAUACUAAAGUUGAGUUUGUGGUAGCGAUUUCUUGUCUUUGAAAUAAUUCGUUAAUACUCAUGGGCGAACAAGGAGAAAGUAUGAGUAAAGCCGGGAACGAUAAUAAUCAACAACCGAAUCAAGAUGAAUUGAUAUUGGCACAACAACGUCAAAUCGAGAAAGAGAUUUCAGAUACUAUUCCAUUAGUAGGUGAUUUGGAACCAAUAAUGUCUCUCAAUAACGAAUACUCUUCCGAUAAUAUAUAUUUAGAAAAAGUCAGUAAUCUUGCUACCAGAUACAAAUUUAUUCGUAGAACAAGACCUGAUGGUAAUUGCUUCUUCAGGGCAUUUAGUUACGCUAAUAUAGAGAGACUCCUUAGAAAUAAAGACGAAUUCAAUGAAUUUUACACGCAUGCUGAAAAUAGUAAAGAGGAUUUAGUAUCACUCGGAUUUCAGCAGUUUACAGUUGAAGAUUUUUAUGAUACUUAUAUGGAGGUACUGAAGAGACUUAAAGCUAUCGACAAUAUCGAUGACGCACUUAAGGACUUGCAUAAUGUGUUUAACGAACAAGGUUUUUCAGAUUACAUGGUAGUUUAUCUUAGAUUGUUAACUAGCGGUCAGUUACAAAGGGAUCAAGAUUUUUAUAGUUGUUUUAUCGAAGGAGGCAGAACUGUAGCCGAUUUUUGUCAUCAAGAAGUUGAACCGAUGUACAAAGAGAGCGAUCAUAUUCACAUAAUUGCAGCUUGUGCUGCUUUGCGUACCGGUGUCCGUGUGGUUUAUAUGGAUAGAGGUACCGGAAAGAUAUGUACUGAACAUGAUCUACCUGAAGGAUGUACCCCGACUGUUCAUCUCUUAUACCGUCCCGGUCAUUAUGAUAUUUUGUACCAAUGAUUUUCUUUAAAUAAAAAAUGAUCAUUAAAA
Molecule: messenger RNA, 1374 nt
Organism: Diorhabda sublineata
Lineage: Eukaryota; Metazoa; Arthropoda; Insecta; Coleoptera; Chrysomelidae
Product: ubiquitin thioesterase otubain-like
Exons: 5
Coding region: 535-1344 (269 amino acids)
Biological process (GO): protein K48-linked deubiquitination
Cellular component (GO): nucleus
Molecular function (GO): cysteine-type deubiquitinase activity; ubiquitin binding
Source: RefSeq, a predicted model, not a curated record